CUCUCUCUCUCUCCUUCUACUCCCUCUUUCUUCCUACUCCUCUUCUUCCACUCACUCCAAACCAUGUCCAUGUAUCCCUGGCAUGGUUCAACUGCCAAUACCUCUACUAGCUAUCAUACGCACUCUCUUUCUCUUUCUCAUUCUCAUUCUCAGCAGCAGCAGCAGCAGCAGCAGAAACAACACCAACAACAUCAACAACAGCACCACCCUCAUCGUCUCCAUCACACCGCAAACACCGCCGCAGCCGCCGCCGCUUCGAAUUCGCGCAUCGACUCCGCCUCCACCACCACAACAGCCACUUCCGAUCCCUCGAAUCCCGCGACUUUGGCCUUUCCGAUGUCCCAAAUGCGAUGGCUUCCCUCCAUGAUCUCCGCGCGAACGAACCCGCAGCAUGCAGCGCUUCCCAACUUAUCGACGAAUCUGCGCAUGCAACAACAGCCGACGCCGCAGCAGCCCACCGCCCAUGAUACACCACAGAACCAGCACCACCAUUCGCGUUCUCAUACACUCUCCCGGCAUUCGCAACAGCAACAGCAACAGCAACAGCCUGUUUCCGUGAUCAUUGAUGCACGUCAGCAACCGCAACAACAGCCACAUCAACAACCGUCGCAAAGAGCCGUCUCAGUCUCCAGCGACGAGAGCGAGAUCGAUCAUUCGGAUUCCGGCAGAAACCCCACCACGGCGGACGCGCUGGAAAAUCCGGACUACGGUUCGUCGGACAAUAUGAACGCGAAAACACUCACGCGUGCGCAAUCACAUGCUCGCGCGCAACAGCAGCAGCAACAGCAGCAGCAACAGCAGCGUCGUCAUGGUCACCGUUCUGUAGCUGGUGGUAGCAACGGAAACACCACCAGCAAUACUACCGCUACGACCUCUCACGGCAGCCGCAGCGGACCUCUUCCCAACGGCAAUGCGCCAACGACCCGAUCUGCGACAAAUGCCACUACUACCAUUCUUAUCGACGAUCGCGACGAUCUCGACCUCGAUCCUACUGCAGCGGGUAUCGGUGCCGACAACUCCUUGGGUCUAACUAGCGACCGCGAAGGGCCCCGCAAACACGGGAAGCGCCUGACCACCCUCGAGGAAGUGUCGCUGUUCAACAUCUGCAAUCGCCACGCUCACGAAUUCGGUCAGCGCAGCAACUUAUGCAAGUGGUGGAUGACGGUCACGGAGGAGUUCACGCGCGACCAGGGACAUCCCUACUCGUGGCAUUCGGUUCGGCGCAAGGUGGAGCUGGUGACCAAGCAACGCAUGAAGUUCUUAGAUGAGCAGCGCGAGAGAGGGGGCAGUGAGAGUGACGAUCGGUCAAAUCCGAGGUGGAGGGCUGCAGUGGAUGCAUGGAUCCCAACGUGGCAGAGGUGGGAAGAGGCGGAGGCGAGACGCAUUGAGAAGAGAGACUCGAGGCGGCCGCGAAAGAGGAAAGACAGAGGCUGGGAGACAUGGGACAACAACGGUGCCGACGGAGUUAGUCCCACCCCUGGGCCGGGCACCUGGAGGGCAACCGAGAGGGCAACCGAGAGUCAGUCGUUCUCCACCCCGGAGCACACCAAAGUCCGUCUACCCCCCGGAUUCGAUACCAUGUUCGCCAGUCAGCCGCAGUCGCAGCAUAACACCCCUACUGCGCUGGGCCGACUCAACGGUACCCCAGGAAUCGGUGACACGGGUACUGUAGAGCCAGCAUCGAUGAUGAGCGCCAUGCUAGAGACCCUGGGCAAACUCAACCGUCACCUCGAUGCCGCUAACUCCACCCCGACCUCGCUCAAGCCCAAAGUAUCCGAGACUCGCUCCUCACGCGCUACACAGCAGCAGCAGCAGCAGCAGCAACAACAACCACCACUACCAUCUCAAUCGCAAUCCUCCGACUCGGAGUCGGACGCCGACCCUUCCUUGCCCACCCAGUCUCCUGAUACACCCCAGCUUUCCUCCUCAUUCCAAAUCCCACCCGAACUUAUUGCUAAAGUCAAGGCCGAACUCCGCCAGGAGAUGCGGACCGAGCUGGCCAAGGACCGCGCAAGCCUAGAGGAGAGACUCGACUCGGUGCAACGAACACAGGAGAUGAUAUUGGAGAUGUUGAGACAGGAGCCGUCCUGAACCUCCCUUGUUCUCUUCCUGUUCCAUACAUACAUCCAUCUUCCACUUUUCCAUCCAACAAUUUCAAUAUACCCCCUCAUAUUUGUUCUUUGGAUUUUGUUCUUGACUUCAUCUUCUUCUUCUUCUACCUUUCCUUUGCCCCCCUAACCUUCACGUUUUUUAAUUCCUGCCUUUUCGUCUUUAUAUCGUUUGCAUAUGAUACCCACUGGUUCAGAGCAAUGUUGUUUCUUUGGUUCGCUCGGCCAGCUUCUUCAUUUCUUCAUUUUCUUCACUCAUCCUGGAUACUUCCUUGAUAUCCAUUGAUAAUUGUGUGUGGGCUAUGAUUGAGUAUACACUAUCAAGGCUCAUUGGAAACCCCCUACCUAAAUUAUUACGCAAUGGAUUGGGAAAUCCAUCCCAGACACAAU
Messenger RNA from Aspergillus saccharolyticus JOP 1030-1, 2498 nucleotides. RefSeq lists its product as uncharacterized. Gene Ontology annotation, biological process: regulation of transcription by RNA polymerase II. Gene Ontology annotation, cellular component: nucleus; aryl hydrocarbon receptor complex. Lineage: Eukaryota; Fungi; Ascomycota; Eurotiomycetes; Eurotiales; Aspergillaceae. The record is from RefSeq and is a predicted model, not a curated record. The coding region runs from base 64 to 2091 and encodes 675 amino acids. Gene Ontology annotation, molecular function: transcription cis-regulatory region binding; nuclear receptor activity. The transcript is spliced from 2 exons.